UGUCCAUUACUAAACGUCGGUGCUUAAUACUACUAUAAUAUCUCUUAUCUAUGAAAUUCACUAUAACAUCACUAUGAAGGUUAACUGUAGCUGCUUUAUUUGGGUUAUGUAUUUUUUCUGUUUUAAUUUGGUGUUACUUAAUUAAUUGAUCAGAAAUUUUCUAGUUUGUUUCCUUAGAUCUGAUACUGUGCCGAGAUAACAUGCUUUUAACUACAGAAAAGAAAUCAAUAAGUAAUAAUCGUAAAACAGAUUGUGGUGGUAAUAAAAGUUUUUUUACUCCGUGUAAAAGAGUAGGUUUAAGUCGUAACGUAACAUAUACCUCUAAAAAAAUCACAGCUAGUAGUUGUUCUUCCUCCCCAUAUAAUACAGUUGUUGCUGCCUCUGAAGAUACUUCAUAUAAAUUAGAAAAAAAUAAAUGCAACAAAAGUUUGGGAUUAACUCGGAAAAGUGGUGUUAAAUAUGGAUUGAAUGUAAGCCCCACAUUAGAAACUUCAUUUAACUCUUCAGAUGGUACUGAAAAUGUAACUAUAAAUAAUUUCAAUUUAAAUGUAUCCGCAACGGCAACGAAUGCAUUUUCAAGUUCUAUGACUCAGUUAUGUGAAAGUUCAAAAUUGAAGAAAAGGUUUAGUGAACAGAUAAGUACUAAUGGACAAGAUAUACAAGAAGAAGCUUUGACAAAUAUUGAAGAAGAGAUUUUGCAGAAAUUAACAAAAAAAGAAGAGGCUAACAGUGGCACAGUUAAUUCUUUAAUUCAUAAUAAAUCUGAAACACUCAAGGAAACAGCAAUUGAAAAUAUUGGUCAGAUUAUAAGUGACAAAAACGUAUAUAAAAAGGAAAAAGAAUCGUCCAAGAUGUAUGCUAAGAAGGAAAAAAGAAAAAUUGCAAGUAAAUCAACUAGAAAAAGCUUGAGUAGGUUCUUUUCCUCGAAAGCAUCUUCCUUAACUUCUGACUCUGAAGAUGAUUUUAUUUCUUCUGGUUCAUUAUCACAAAAGUCAAGUAAUUCUCAAAGAAGUUCAAUAGGGAAUUUACUUCAAUGUUCUUUAACAAUUGAAAGAUCAGAUGUUGAAAACAGCAAAAACAAAAAGCAAGAACAAAAUUGUGAAAUAGUUAAAUCAAGGCCUCAAAAGAGAAGGAACAGCAUCGGUUCUUCAGAUGGGGAAGAAUGUGCAUCUAUAUUAAAAAAAAAACGCUCAAAAUCAAUCUUUUCUAACACCUGCCAUGAUUAUUUGAAGGAAUUAAAUGAGAACGUGUGUGCUAAAAAACAGCACAUAAAAGAGAAAGAAAGGAUAUUAGCCGAAUUAAGAUUGGUUGAAACAUAUAAAAAACUGCAUGAUAUAGACAAAUUGGAAAAUUCCAUUGAAAUAUGGAGAAAGGGAUUUAAAGAAGCAUUCACCGAUUUACAUUGUGAAUUAAAAGUCGAUUGUGCUGAUGGCAGCACUUCAGCUUUAUUAAAUAAAAUUGUUAUUCCUGAAUCAAUUAAGAAGUCUUGCUCUUUUAAAUAAGUGUAAAAUGUUAUUUUGUAUUAUUAGUAACUAGAGACAAUAAACAUUUGUUAAUAA
Molecule: messenger RNA, 1559 nt
Organism: Agrilus planipennis (emerald ash borer)
Lineage: Eukaryota; Metazoa; Arthropoda; Insecta; Coleoptera; Buprestidae
Exons: 2
Coding region: 201-1502 (433 amino acids)
Source: RefSeq, a predicted model, not a curated record